Molecule: messenger RNA, 3072 nt
Organism: Plasmodium malariae
Lineage: Eukaryota; Apicomplexa; Aconoidasida; Haemosporida; Plasmodiidae
Gene: SF1
Product: splicing factor 1, putative
Exons: 2
Coding region: 1-3072 (1023 amino acids)
Biological process (GO): mRNA processing
Cellular component (GO): nucleus
Molecular function (GO): RNA binding
Source: RefSeq, a predicted model, not a curated record
AUGGAAAAUAAUUCUUAUUUUGACGAAGUAGAAAAGCUGCUUGAAAAUAAAAACAGCUGCAGCAAAAAUGUGAACGGAAAUGUUAAGAAUGAAAUAAGCGAAAAUAUAAGAGCAAGAAAUAAAAACAGAGUGAAUAAUAAUAAGGAUAACAACAAUGACGACUGUGAAGAUACUAACUGUGAAGUUAUGAACGGAGAAGGUAUGAAUAGCGAAGGUAUGAAUAGCGAAGGAAUGAAUAGCGAAGGAAUGAACGUUGAUGAAAAUAAUUGUGAAUACAGUACUCGUGAAGAUGAGGAAUUUGUUUUAAAAAAAGGCAGUUCCAAAAAUAAGAAUAAUAAUAGUAAAAAUACACUAAAUGGAAAAAGAAAGAGCAGUAGAAGGGGAAAGCAAGUUAAGGGUGAGGAGGGUGAUUGUAAUACCGAAAAAGAAAAUGUAAGGACAAGAACGAGGAGAAAAAAGGUUCAAGAGGAUAAUAAUAAUAAUAAGAAGAAUGAAGGUAAUAAUGAUGAUGGUAAUAAAGACGAUGGUAAUAACGAUGAUGGUAAUAAUGAUGAUGGUAAUAGAGACGAUGGUGAUAAUGAUGAGGAUCUAGUGAAGGAAAACACAAACGAAUUAGCAGAAAUAACAAAUAAGAACAAGAAAAGUACCAGGAAAAUAAAUAAUGCGCUGAACGGGAAAUAUGAAAAAGAUGAAAUGAAUAGUUUUGACAAUUCAAAUAAUAAUGAACAUAUAAGAAAUGGGGAAAAAAAUAAACACAAGAACAGUCAUAUAGAGGAGGAAGCUAGAGAAAAAUCCCCAUCCCUUGAAAAGAAGAAUGACGCGCCAUUAGAAGAAACACAAGUUCAAAUUAAAAAAGAAACUGACAAAUCGAGAGGAAAAAAAAGGAAAACGCAUAGAAGUUUAGUUAUUGACGAUCGAGAAGAUGGUAAGUGUAAGGGCGAUGAGGAUGAUAAGGAUGAGGAGAUUGAAAGGGGUAAUGAGAUCGAUAAGGAUGAUGAGACUAACAGGGGUGAUGGGGCAGAUAAGGAUGAUGAGGUUGAUGAAGAUUAUAACGACAAUGAAAGUAGUAGUGGAAACGAAAGGAAAGACAUGGAAAAGAAUAAAUUGUCCAGUAAGGACAAUGAAAAGGAAUCUAAAAUAAGGAAAAAACACAAAUCUGAAGAAUGUUCUUCAAACUUAUCUUCAGUAGAAGAUCGUAGUGAUAAUAUAAGUAAACAUAAAGUCAAGGUAAGAAAAGAAGAUGAUGAAAUAGAGGAAGACAAAGAUAAGAAAAAAGAAAGACAUAAAAAAAGAAACUUGAGUGGUGAACGAAGUUCAUCCAAUAAAAUACGUGCAGAUUAUGAUAAUGAUGAUGAUAAAAAAAGUUGUUCAAAAGACAGACAUAAAAAAAGAAGAAAAAGUAGGAAUGAUAUGCAAAAUGAAGAAAAAAUGAUAGAUCAGAAUUCCUCGUCAAAUGAAUACUCUUCAAGUAAUGAAGAACAUAGUCAUAAAAGAAGAAGGAGAAAAUCGAGCUCUAGUAGCGCAUCCAAUUCUAGCAACGUAGACGAACAGUAUCAUAGGUCAAGAAGUAGAAAAAGAAGGAAACAUGAUAGGUAUGAAAAAUUGUUGAGGAGGGAAAAGGAAAAAGAUAGAAGAAGACAUAGAGAUAGGGAUGAGGACAGAGAUAUGGACAGAGAAAGAGACAGAGAACGAGAUAGGGACCGAGACAGGGACCGAGACAGGGAUCGAGACAGAGAACGAGAUAGGGACCGAGAUAGGGAUCGAGACAGAGAACGAGAUAGGGACCGAGACCGAAUAAGAGAACGGAUAAGGAGGGAAAGGGAAAGGGAAAGAAUCAGAAAGGAGAGAGAAAUUGAAAGAGAAAAAGAAAGGGAACGAAGAGAAAAAAAAAGAGAAGAGAGGAGAUUAAAAGAAGAGAUGGAAGAAGCAAAAAGAGAUGAUUUAACUGUAUUAGUAUUAAAUUUAGAUUUAAAAGCGGACGAAAGAGAUAUAUAUGAAUUUUUCUCAGAAGUGGCUGGAAAAGUUCGUGAUAUUCAAUGUAUAAAAGAUCAAAGGUCAGGAAAAUCAAAAGGAGUAGCAUAUGUUGAAUUUUAUACUCAGGAAUCUGUUAUAAAAGCAUUAGCAGCUAGCGGAUAUAUGUUGAAAAAUAGGCCAGUUAAAAUAAAAUCUUCACAGGCUGAAAAGAAUAGAGCAGCGAAAGCUGCAAAACAUCAACCAAUUGAUCCAAAUGAUAUUCCAUUAAAAUUAUAUAUAGGAGGUUUAUUAGGUCCCUUAAGUAAUAUAACAGAGCAAGAAUUAAAACAAUUAUUUAACCCUUUUGGGGAUAUAUUAGAUGUAGAAAUACAUAGAGAUCCAUAUACAGGAAAAUCAAAAGGUUUCGGAUUUAUUCAAUUCCAUAAAGCUUCAGAAGCAAUUGAAGCUAUGAGUGUUAUGAAUGGAAUGGAAGUAGCUGGAAGAGAAAUAAAAGUUGGCUAUGCCCAAGAUUCCAAAUAUCUUCUAGCUUGUGAGAAUACUCAAGAAAGUCUUCUACAAAAGCAACAACAAAUAACAAAGAAAGUAAAAAAUGAAGAAGAUGAACAGGACAAUGAAAAAAUUGAUCAUGAUGAUGAUGACGGAGGAGGAUUAAUAGCCGGUGCAGGAAGUAAAAUUGCUUUAAUGCAAAAACUGCAAAGGGAUAAAUUAAUGGAUAACAACAUAUCCAAUAAAUACGCUACUGGAGCAAAUGCAAUAAUGGGUAAAACUGCAUUAAUAUCACCCACUAAUCCUAUAAACAACGUUACACCUAAUUUAGUGUUAUGUAAUAUGUUUUCACAAAAUGAUGAUAAUAUAGGAACUGACCCAGACUUUUUUAAUGAUAUAAUUGAGGAUGUAAAAGAAGAGUGUAGUAAGUAUGGUAACAUUAUGAAAAUAUGGUUAGAUACAAAAAAUAUAGACGGUAAAAUUUAUAUUAAAUAUUCGAAUAAGGAUGAGUCAUUAAAAGCAUUUCAAUUUUUAAAUGGAAGAUAUUUUGGAGGUUUACUUAUAAAUGCAUACUUUAUUAUGAAUGAAAUGUGGGAUUCCAUAUGUAAUUAA